CCGCCCGCUCGCCCGCCCCAGCCGGCGGCACCUCCGGGCGGCGGCUCCUCCCCCGCCGCUCGCCGCGCCUGUGGCAGCCCGGCAGCAUGGCGGCGGUGGAGACCCGCGUCUGCGAGACGGCUGGCUGCAGCAGCGAGGCCAAGCUGCAGUGCCCGACCUGCCUCAAGCUGGGCAUCCAAGGCUCCUACUUCUGCUCUCAGGAAUGCUUUAAGGGAAGCUGGGCUACUCACAAGUUAUUACACAAGAAAGCAAAAGAUGAAAAAGCUAAGCGUGAAGUUUCCUCUUGGACCCUGGAAGGUGAUGUUAACACAAAUCCCUGGUCUGGUUAUCGAUACACUGGUAAACUCAGGCCACACUAUCCACUGACGCCAACGAGACCUGUGCCAAGUUAUAUUCAGAGACCGGACUAUGCUGAUCACCCACUAGGAAUGUCUGAAUCAGAACAGGCUUUAAAAGGAACCUCUCAAAUAAAAAUACUCACAUCUGAGGAUAUAGAAGGGAUGCGAGUAGUGUGUAGGCUUGCUAGAGAGGUAUUGGAUGUUGCUGCCAUGAUGGUGAAAGCAGGAGUAACUACUGAAGAAAUUGAUCACGCUGUCCAUUUAGCUUGUAUCGCAAGGAAUUGCUAUCCUUCCCCUCUGAAUUAUUAUAAUUUCCCAAAGUCAUGUUGUACGUCAGUGAACGAAGUGAUCUGUCAUGGAAUUCCUGACAGGAGGCCAUUGCAGGAGGGAGAUAUAGUUAAUGUGGAUAUUACUGUCUAUCGUAAUGGCUACCAUGGAGAUCUGAACGAGACAUUUUAUGUUGGAGAAGUUGAUGAGGGUGCAAGGAAGCUUGUCCAAACAACUUACGAGUGCCUAAUGCAGGCCAUUGAUUCAGUGAAACCCGGUGUUCGGUACAGAGAACUAGGAAACAUUAUUCAGAAACAUGCUCAAGCAAAUGGAUUUUCAGUGGUUCGGAGCUACUGUGGGCAUGGAAUCCACAAACUUUUCCAUACGGCCCCUAACGUGCCACAUUAUGCCAAAAAUAAGGCCGUUGGAGUCAUGAAGCCAGGUCAUGUAUUUACAAUUGAGCCAAUGAUCUGUGAAGGUGGCUGGCAAGAUGAGACAUGGCCUGAUGGGUGGACUGCAGUGACACGGGAUGGAAAGCGCUCUGCCCAGUUUGAACACACACUCCUGGUCACCGAUACAGGCUGUGAGAUCCUGACACGGCGGCUGGAUAGUAUUCGUCCCCAUUUCAUGUCCCAGUGAGCGCUUAGACUGAGCAGGUGGAGCUGAAUGAUCCUUUUUUUCUUUAUUUUUGUGUCUCUGUACUAUGCAUUUUGUUUAAGAGUACAGAAUAGAGAUUUCAGCAUUUACUUUGUUCUCAGUGAUUAAGAUAAGAGGAAUAUCUUGAAGAACCUGAGGAAAGCAGAGAAGAAUUUAAGGAAUUUCCUGCUUUACCCACAAUACUCAUGCUGUAUUUUUCUUUGUAUUUCAAUUAUCUGUUUAGCACCUUUCUUCCAAUUAGACCCACAAUUGCUUCUGUUACUGCCAUAUUAGCUAGAAAAGUGUGGGUAACCUUUCCCACUGGGACUUGAUAUUUUGGGAUCCAGGUUUUUUCACCACUUUAAUGUGCCCUGUCACUCUUGGGAUGUGAGUGGCACCUGAGAUUUUAAGCAUUUCUAGUUCCAAAGACUUGCUCCUGCUUCUGGAGGUACUGUUCUAAUGGGCUGGGCCUUGUUUAUCACUUGAGAAGGGGGCAGAAGGGAAAGACACAUGCAUGUUGCCAAGAAUAAGCUACCCUUACCUUUAUUUUUGUUCCCGUCUCCCUUGUGAUGGCCUCUGUGGUGAUUGCAACUUAGGUGACACACUGUUAAUGGCAGGACUUGUUUCUCUUGCUGGAGAUUUGAUAGUAUGGGCUUUCUACAGGGAAAAAUAAUAAAUUCUGUUUUAUAUGCAACUCCCUGGAAUAAGCUGCUUCUUGGCAAAGCAGUAUUUCCAGGCAGUCUCCUGCUCCAAAAGCUCCGUGGAGCUGAUGUGUCAGACUUGCCUAGGUAAAGGAACAAGUACCAAAAAGAUCCCAAGAUUCUUGGGAUCCCUGAGUGUGUGAACUGUGGGACAUUUUUUUUAAAGGUACCUCCACAGAGCUGUGGGGGACAGGAUUUGCAAGACUUGCAAUGAAAAGAGUACAUGCAUAUCUCAAAACAAGUCUGUGAGCAAACGAAACACCUUUGAUGCUGUA
Neopsephotus bourkii (Bourke's parrot) is the source of this 2217-nucleotide messenger RNA. It is a transcript of the gene METAP1, whose product is annotated as methionyl aminopeptidase 1. The record is from RefSeq and is a predicted model, not a curated record. Gene Ontology annotation, molecular function: metalloaminopeptidase activity. The transcript is spliced from 11 exons. Bases 87 to 1244 code for a protein of 385 amino acids. Gene Ontology annotation, biological process: proteolysis. Lineage: Eukaryota; Metazoa; Chordata; Aves; Psittaciformes; Psittacidae.